Messenger RNA from Nymphaea colorata (pocket water lily), 2813 nucleotides. Its product is annotated as pentatricopeptide repeat-containing protein At1g08070, chloroplastic-like. Gene Ontology annotation, biological process: RNA modification. Lineage: Eukaryota; Viridiplantae; Streptophyta; Magnoliopsida; Nymphaeales; Nymphaeaceae. The transcript is spliced from 2 exons. Gene Ontology annotation, molecular function: RNA binding; protein binding. The record is from RefSeq and is a predicted model, not a curated record. The coding region runs from base 72 to 1883 and encodes 603 amino acids.
CAGGCGUCCUGUACUUGCUUCCGCGGCUGGAGACCGCCAAAUUCAAAAAUCCGAAGCACGUAUGGCCAUCAAUGCCACCUCUUCGCUCGAAGUCUCGGCUCGAUUUCCUCCGUUGUUUCCAAAUAAAGAAGAAAAUUUGCAUGCACCAUGUUUUCGAUCUAUGGGAGCCGAAACCCCGUCUCUUCUAUUCAUUCCGGAGCCCGAAUUCGCCCUCAUUGGCUUCUAUCCUCCAUGAUGUCAAAGAACUCAAAUCCCUUCACCAGAUUCAUGCCAAUGUUAUCACCUCUGGCCUUCAACAGAACGUCUUCCUGUCGAACAGGUUGCUCAAUGCAUGCUUCUCGUGCGAUGAUUCAACAACCGCAGAGGAAAUUUUCCGAAGGAUGACAUACAAAAAUGUGGUGUCUUGGACCAUAAUGGUGAAUGGCUAUUGGAAACAUGGAUGCCCAUUUAAUUCAGUAAAUGCUUUUCGUGAGAUGGUGAGCGCAGGUGUGCUGCCGAAUUUGGUUACCAUUGCGAGUGUUCUGCCCGCUUGUUGUGAUUUGGGCUUACCUAAGGCUGGGAGAUCGGUUCAUUCUUACAUGAUUGUCCGUGGUUACAGGGCCAAUGUCUAUGUAGAUACUGCUAUUUUGGAUAUGUAUAUGAAAGGUGGUAGCUUAGUUGAUGCACUUAAAGUGUUCGAUAGUAUGUCUGAGAGGAAUGUCGUCUCGUGGAAUGCAAUGAUCAAUGGCUAUGUUCAAGUUGGUGAUCUUCAUGGAGCGAUGAAAUUAUUUAAGAAAAUGAAACAUACUGGUAUGAGUAUUGAUCAUUUUACCAUGUCAAUUUUGUUGCGUAUUUGUGCAGAGAUGGGGUGCCUCAUUCAAGGAACUCUUAUUCAUGCUCAUGUUAUUAAAUAUGGAUUCGAGAAGAGUUCUCAUGUGGCUACUCUGUUGAUGGAUAUGUAUGGGAAGUGUGGGAACGUAGAGGAUGCAUCUCAAGUUUUUGAUUUAUCACCAUGUAAAGAUGCUGUUUCCUGGUCAACAAUUCUGUCAAUUUUUGCUAAUCUUGGAAAUGGACAUAAAGCUGUAGAGCUCUUCGAUGAAAUGAUGGCGGCUGGUCUUCCUUUUGAUUCAGUUUCUCUGAUGGAGUAUCUUUCCUUGUGCAGCAGACUGGGUGCUCUGUCUCAAGGGAAAUGUCUUCACGGCUUGAUGACAAAAAUUGGUUUAGAAACGGAUACUCCUGUGGGAACUGCCCUGAUAGAUAUGUAUGCAAAAUGUGGGAACUUGAGUAGUGCAAGAAGUUUCUUCAACCAGAUGAACAUAAAAGACGUUAUUUGCUGGAAUGCCAUGAUUACCGGCUGUGGAACUAAUGGUUGUGGAGAUGAAGCAGUUGGCUUAUUUUGGAAAAUGAACAGCUUAGGUUUCCAACCCAACAACUCAACCUUUCUAUCUAUCUUGUCUGCCUGCAGUCAUGCAGGGUUGGUAAAGCACGGCUUUCAAAUUUUUGAACAUAUGACUGACGAAACAACUUUGGUUCCUGAUAUGCAGCACUUUGCUUGCUUAAUUGAUCUUCUUGCCAGAGCAGGACAUUUGCAUGCUGCAUAUCAGCUGGUAAAAAGCUUAUCUUUAGAGCAGGAUGUGGGUGUUUUAGGUGCUCUUCUGGGUGCAUGUAAAAUUUACGGUGAAAUCGCCAUUGGUGCAGAAAUUGCUAGAAAGUUUUUUGAAUUGGACCUGAGCGAUGCUGGAUGUUAUGUUCUUUUAUCUAAUUGGUAUGCUGGUUUGAAAGAUUGGAAUCGGGUUGAGAUGGUCCAGGACUUGUUGAGAUUGAAAGGACUAAAGAAAGAACCUGGUUGUAGCAUGAUUGAUAUUGGUGGCAGUUUCCAUACAUUUGUUUUUGAAGACACAUAGCUAGACAGCAACUCUUAUUCUUUUUAAUACAAUGCAAGGUUCUUUGGACAGUUUUCAGGUUGAAAGGCUGAAAUGGGCGGUAGUUUUCCUGAAGGUUUGAAGGUGCCUAGUUCUUUUUAUACAGGUUGACUUGGGGGUUUGAAAUGUAAGGGGGAAACCGUCUGUUUCCUUUUGAAGCUGUUGUCUAGGAAAAGAAACGUGAUUCAGUGUGACCAUAGAUGAGGAAGAGUUCUGUUGAACCGUGUAAAAUUCUUGCACUCCCUUUUCUUCUGUCAACAUAUUGCUUGCAUGUUGAUCCCUAAACUGAAUGGGGUGAUGGCGCCUCUCCCAACACUUUAUAAAAAAUUUUUGUUUUAUCGUGGCAAUAUGUUUCUCUUAAUAGUCAAAGGAGAAAAUUCAGUCCCAAAUUCUCAUAGAAGCAGCAGCAGAACUUUACACGACCUCCCCUGAUGAACACUUCUUAACAGGUAUAGUAGCUUCAGGUUUUGAACACAAACCUCAUCUUUUGAUUUUGAGGAAGGUGGUCCAAGGUCCUUGUUCUCUUUAGAAGACUAUGGAGGGUCUCAUAUGAAUCAAAGACCAAACUCUCUGGUUACCGCAACUUUCUCGAAGAUUAAAGACACAUAAGAAAAUUAUCUCCAUCUUUGUUUGUGCACCCUUUGGUUGUAGUUCUUGGAUUUGUAAUGGCGGAAGGAAGGGAGGAUGAGAUUAUUUGUCAAAAGGGCCUAACGUACAUAUCUCAGCUCUGGAUUUGGGACUUAAUUGGGCUAUAUUGAUCCGACUUACUAACCAUGAGAAAGGAAAAAGGACAAUACUAAAAGAAGGCUGUGAAGCAAUAUAUAUAGACUCGGAUGGUGAUUUGAUCUUAAUUUAAGUUGAAGACCUUAUUUGGGCUGCGAGCGGGAAGACCUAUCGUCGGGUUGAAAACUG